CAGUUUGUUGAAAUCGUCAAUGACCGAAAGCAUAAAUAAACAAUGAGCAACAUUUACAUACAAGAACCACCGACGAUAGGAAAGGUCCUGCUGAAGACAACAGUUGGUGACAUCGAUAUAGAGUUAUGGUCUAAGGAAACACCAAAAGCAUGUCGUAAUUUCAUUCAACUGUGUUUGGAAGCAUACUACAACAAUACUAUAUUCCACCGAGUGGUGAAAGGUUUCAUAGUUCAAGGUGGAGAUCCAACAGGUACUGGUGGUGAAAGUAUAUACGGACAACCAUUUAAGGAUGAAUUUCAUACUCGUUUAAGAUUCAAUCGCAGGGGUCUGGUAGCCAUGGCAAACGCUGGUAAAGAUGACAAUGGUUCUCAAUUUUUCUUCACCUUUGCUGCUGCCCCAGAGCUUCAGAAUAAACAUACCAUUUUUGGAAAAGUAACUGGUGAAACAAUCUACAACUUGCUGAAACUGGAAGAAGUCCUAGUAGAUGAGGAUGAACAGCCAUUGUAUCCUCAGAAAAUAUUCAAGGCAAAAGUACUGAACAAUCCUUUUCCUGAUGUUGUCCCAAGGAGAGAUCCAGCCAAGGAACAAGUGACUGAAGUGAAGAAGAAAGAGAAAACUGCAGGUGUCAAGAAUUUCAAACUUCUAUCUUUUGGUGUAGAAGCAGAGGAACAUGAAGAGGAAAGUGAGGUAGCCAAUAAAAUGUAUGCUGGACGUAGCAAGUCAACGCAUUAUGUUCUCAAUGAUCCAAAAUUAAGUGCAGUGCCUACAGUAGACAUGAAUCAGAAAACUAAAAAGAAUAAGAAUGAAGUGAGAAGUGAAAAUGAUGAAGAUAAUAGACAACCACAAUUCUUUGUGAAGCAGACAGAAGCAAGACUUUUAACACAUAGACAGUUUCAAACCAAACACUUCAAGCUCCUGAAGGUUUUCCACGAGGGGACACGACAAAUUACUGAAGCUUCGCAGGGGAGUCAGUGA
Molecule: messenger RNA, 975 nt
Organism: Schistocerca gregaria
Lineage: Eukaryota; Metazoa; Arthropoda; Insecta; Orthoptera; Acrididae
Product: spliceosome-associated protein CWC27 homolog
Exons: 2
Coding region: 43-975 (310 amino acids)
Biological process (GO): protein peptidyl-prolyl isomerization; protein folding
Cellular component (GO): catalytic step 2 spliceosome
Molecular function (GO): peptidyl-prolyl cis-trans isomerase activity
Source: RefSeq, a predicted model, not a curated record